This is a messenger RNA of Hibiscus syriacus, 661 nucleotides long. RefSeq names its product protein LIGHT-DEPENDENT SHORT HYPOCOTYLS 10-like. Lineage: Eukaryota; Viridiplantae; Streptophyta; Magnoliopsida; Malvales; Malvaceae. The transcript has a single exon. Gene Ontology annotation, cellular component: nucleus. The coding region runs from base 42 to 620 and encodes 192 amino acids. Gene Ontology annotation, biological process: response to light stimulus; mRNA transcription. The record is from RefSeq and is a predicted model, not a curated record.
CAAAGAGUUGAUUUUGAAACAAAGAUUGGUUCUGAUUAAUCAUGUCAGGUGAUAUAGCUAAAGUUUCCGGCAAAGGGUCGUCGCGAUCCACUGGAAACAACCACUUCCACCACCAACACCAGCCCGAUCAGCCGGCAGCUCCUUUGAGCAGGUACGAGUCGCAGAAACGCCGAGACUGGAACACUUUUGGGCAGUAUUUGAAGAACCAGAGGCCACCGGUUGCAAUAUCUCAGUGUAACUGCAACCACGUUCUCGAUUUUCUUCGAUAUCUUGAUCAGUUCGGGAAGACAAAGGUCCAUUUACAUGGAUGUGUCUUUUUCGGACAACCUGGCCCGCGUGCUCCUUGCACUUGUCCACUAAGGCAAGCUUGGGGCAGCCUCGAUGCACUCGUCGGACGACUAAGAGCUGCUUACGAAGAACACGGCGGGUCACAGGAGAAUAACCCGUUCGGAAACGGAGCAAUUCGGGUUUUCUUGCGUGAAGUGAAGGAGUGUCAAGCUAAGGCCAGAGGGAUUCCAUAUAAGAAGAAGAAGAAGAAGAAGAUUCAAAUUAAACCCAACGUGAAGGACGAGGCUAAUUCAUCGUCAAAGCAGCACCCAGCCCUUCUUAGCUCUAACUAAGAGCUUUUUACGGUAAUUCCUUUUACUUUGAUAUGCACGCU